CGCUGCGAUGCGCACCAUGUCCUUCAAGAAAGAAACACCGCUCGCCAAUGCUGCAUUUUGGGCUGCGAGAAAAGGAAACCUGGCUCUUCUCCAGCUGCUGCUGAACAGUGGGCGAGUAGAUGUGGACUGCAAAGACAGUCUUGGCACAACAGCUCUGAUGGUAGCCUCUUACUAUGGCCACAUAGAUUGUGUGCGGGAAUUGGUGUUGCAAGGAGCAGAUAUCAAUCUACAGAGAGAGUCAGGUGCAACUUCUUUGUUCUUUGCUGCACAGCAAGGCCACAAUGAUGUAGUGAAGUUUCUCUUUGAAUUUGGAGCGUCCACUGAAUUCAGGAAUAAAGACGGAGGCACUGCCCUCUUAGCAGCCUGUCAGUAUGGGCACGCGAAAGUGGUGGAAACCCUGCUGAAGCACGGGGCCAACAUACACGAUCAGCUUUAUGAUGGAGCUUCUGCAACUUUCUUGGCGGCACAGGGAGGCUACCUGGAUGUCGUGCGAUUGCUGCUGUCUUCAGGAGCCAAGGUCAACCAGCCACGGCAGGAUGGGACGGCCCCGCUGUGGAUCGCCUCGCAGAUGGGCCACAGCGAGGUGGUGCGGGUGAUGCUGCUGCGGGGAGCCGAGCGCGACGCCACGCGCGAUGAUGGUACAACUGCCUUACUGAAAGCUGCCAUUAAAGGUUACAACAACGUGAUAGAAGAGUUACUGAAAUUUUCUCCCACGCUUGGCCUGCUGAAGAACGGCACCUCCGCGCUCCACGCGGCCGUGCUCAGCGGCAACGCCAGGACCGUCGCGCUGCUGCUGGAGGCGGGAGCCGACCCGUGCCUGAGGAACAAGGCAAAUGAGCUGCCGUCAGAACUCACAAAAAAUGAGCGCAUCCUCCGCCUGCUGCGCACCAAGGAAAAGCAAAGGAAAAGCUCGUGCAGCCCCAUAGUGAACGCGGUUUGA
Messenger RNA from Tinamus guttatus (white-throated tinamou), 940 nucleotides. RefSeq names its product ankyrin repeat domain 29 (gene ANKRD29). The record is from RefSeq and is a predicted model, not a curated record. Gene Ontology annotation, molecular function: protein binding. NCBI's taxonomy places the organism in Eukaryota, Metazoa, Chordata, Aves, Tinamiformes, Tinamidae.